AUGAACGACUUCAGCGAGGAAUACGAUUUUAUGCAAAGAAUACAUAAAGUCGAUGGACACGGAAAGAAUGACUACGCAUUGAAGGAGGCGAUUAAGAAGAAAGACGACGAAGGACAUUUUGGGAGGGAGAAAUUGGAAAAAGAUUUUUAUUUAAAAAGUAAGUAUGACAAGUACAGUAGCACGCUGAGCGGUUUUGAGAAGGAUGAUAAAUUUUUAUACAUGAAGAGAUUAAAAAAUGAAAACGAGAAUGAUAUGAAGAAGCGAGAGACCAGUUCUAGUCGCAGUAGCAUUAACGAGUUAGCCAAGGUUAACGAAGUUGUAUAUUACAUUCACGCAAACAAAAAAAAUGUGUAUGAAUAUAUAACUAAUCAAACGGAUUUAGAGAACACGUAUUAUCAGAUAGAAGAGAAACCACGUAACCUAUCAGGCAAUUUGGUGAAAGAAAAUGAAGAGUAUGUGUACUUAAACGAUAAUGCGUAUUACAAAUUUAAGAUAAAGAAGGAUGAGAAGGAGGAUGAGGAAGGGGAGAAAGGAAGUGGGGGAGGGAAUCAAAAAAUAAAGUAUACGUUAGACGAAAAUAAGAAUGUCAUAAUUGAAAAUAUGAUUGAAUCGGACAAUAUGUUGAUACACUUGUGUAACACUUUUUUUUCCGUUAAAGAUUGGGUGAAAAAUAUCUUUAUGUUUUUAAGUAAAAUUUUUCACUUUAACUUUUUGGACUACACAUAUAUAAAGAAUUACUCAUUGACAAAUUAUUUCGAUAGAAAUGUGAAGGACUAUAUGAAAUAUUUAAAGAAGAAUGAAGACUUAAGAUUAAUCAAUCAUGAUUUUCUUGCGAGGAGAAAAUAUAUUGCUCCGUAUUUUGUGUACAAUUGCAUUGACUGCAAUUAUAAUACGAAUGACAACGGGAUUAUAAUUUUGUCUUCGAUUCUUCCAUUCAUUCAUAGAUUUGACUAUGACUACAAAUUGAGACAAAUGAGAACGAAAGAGGAGGAGUUAGAUCACAUACUGAAUAGUGAGAAGGGUAGAAAAGGAGGUGACAAUUCAGGAGUGGGCUAUCCAGGAGUGGGUAGCAGAUUCCUAGAUUCGAUGAGACGGGUUAGGAACUUCUUUUUUGGCAAUUUAUUUGAAGAGGGUUAUUCUGCAAACAGUGGGGGUGGUGGGUACGGAGACGGAGGCACUGCGAUGAGCAACAACACGAGUGAGUAUACGGAGUUUUUAAAAAAGUUCGAAAAUAGUAUAAACGAAGAGGGGGAAUUAAUUCAAGAUAUCCUCUUUUCUGGAAAGGCACAAAUGAUAUUUAUUAAUUUUAAGCAGAUAGAAAACAAUUUUAACAACGUUAUCGGUAAUGUAGAAAUAAAGAACGAGAGAGUACAAGUGAGCAAUUUAAUUCUGGGUUACGAAAAAAAGGAGCAUAUAAAAUACACAGAUAUAUUAAUUUCAAACAUUUUAAAAAAUAUCAAAAAGAAGUAUCCUGAUAUGGUUAUUAAUGAUGAAAAUCCGAGGCAGUUCAUUUAUGAAGAAAACGAAUAUUCUGAGAAGUAUGCUCGAGAAGGUGAGCAAACUUUUCAUCAUGAUUACUCCCCUUUGAGCAAUAAAGACGAUACGGCGACCAUGUCCGAUAGUGUAGACAUGCAUAGGAAGAAGGAACACUACAUGUUAUCCGAUUUGAAGGAAUAUGUGUACAAUUCGCCGUCCCAUUUGAUGAAAGAGAAAAGGAAUAACUGCGAGUAUGUGACGUGUGUGUGUUUUGACAACAACUCGAAUAACUGUAAUUUGAUUAAUAACUUUGUUUUGGGUUAUAAUACUGGAAAAGUGGAAUACAUUUACGGGAAAAUUGUUUAUAGCAAUAUUAGUCAUUGUGAUUUGUUGAUAGAUUAUUAUUCGAAAAAGAAUAGAAAAUUUUCGUACGAACUGAGCAAGAGGAUUUUUUUAAACGGCGCAAUUACGAAUAUUUGUUUUAAUUCCCAGUUUGUGAAUUUUCUGUGGAUAAAUAAUAAUUGUUACUCCGUUUUUACCGAUAAUGGGAAUGUAUAUUUGUACGAGAAGAGUCUAAAGAAUGAUGGGCUGAACAGUUUUUCUCUAGUGAAAACGUUUUGCGUGGAGCAGGCCAUUUAUUUGAACUCUAUAUGUGAGUAUCAUUUGUAUAGUAAUUGCAUUUAUCUGUACACGGGCGAAAUAGAGAAAAGGAGGAGGAAGAAAAAUGGCAGCCAUCAUUUGUUCAAGAAGAAGAAGAAAAAGAGGAAUAAACAUAUGAGUGACUACUUUUAUAAAUAUGACUGCAAUUUUGUUAUCAUCGAUUUGAAUUCAGAUGUGUGUAGAGGUAUGGGAGGCGGUGGAGAAGGAGGGAUGAGCGGAGGAGGAAAUGAAGAUACCCUGGUUGGCGGAGUGAACCUACUGAAGGACAAUAUGUCCGAUGUAGAAAAUAAUAUGAAGCAAAUAAAAAUACUGGAAAGACUGAUAGAAAAUGGAAAUAACUUAGAUGAGGAUGAUGUGAACCUUGAGAGUAUGUUGCACAUUAACAUAAAAGAUUUUAACAACUAUAUUUCUACCAUCAAGGAUGGGAAUAAUCAUUUAUAUUCUGGUGAAAGUGGAGAGGAAGCCAACAUGAUGGGUAGAGACAAUUCCAAGGGGGAAUUCUCCAUGAAGAAAAUGUUAAUAAAUUACAUAAAAGAUGUGAAGAAGCAUCUGUACAAUUUGAAGGAUGAAAAUAUUAUUAACAUUUUAUUGCCCAGGUACUACAGUGCAGCGGAUGAUUAUAGUCACAGAAGUUUUUUGAACAUUCGAUUUUUUACCAUCGAAAAGUCGGACAAUAAACACCUCAUAGCUUUGGAUACUGAGACGGAUUACGUGUACAUUUACAAGAUAAGGAAGAAUGUGUACCUAGACGAUGAGGCGUUGGAAAUGUUAAAGAAUAAUCCGUAUAGCGCGUAUAGUAACCCGCUGCACAUGUUUUAUGCGAACUAUUUGAAGAGAGAGUCGUCCCUAAAGGAGGAGUGGAAAAUCUACAACGAUUAUAUUUAUGUGAAUACGAAGAAGAUGAAGAAGUACAUUAAGUACAACUUGCUUUAUAUAAUUAAGAAUCACAAAAAAAUGUUUUUUCCCCUACAUGUGUAUGUAAUAAAUACCAAAUUUAAUGAGACGGAAUAUUUUUUAUUCAUUAAAUGGGCAACUAUCAAGAACACGUUUAUAUAUGCUUCGUACAGUUCUCUUAACAGAGUGACCAAGAUGAAGGAAUACUUCCGGAAGGACGAUGAAAAGCUACUCAAGGUGUUGGAAAAUCCAAAGAACAUUUUUCUAUACAACAUUAAUGAUAAUAGCGGCGAUUUGCCUUACUUGCCUAAAGGGAAUGGCUUUGGCUAUCCCCACCCCCUGGGUCCGAGGGGAAAAUUCAUGGGCAAGGAACACCUGGGGGAGAAUGUAAGCUAUGGAAAUGGGGCGAUGGGGGUGAAUAGCCAUUUGUUGCAUAAUAAGGGGAGAAUGCAUGAGUAUAGGGAUCACAUGGGAAACCCUGUCAAGGGAUUCAACCACUACAUGGGCCAUAAUGAGGACUAUUUGAAUAAGACCCCUGUGAAAAAUGUAGGCAGAAGUUUUUACACCUCUCCCAUUGAUCACAUGAAUGCGAAUAUGCCCUACCAGUUUAAGGGGGGCCUCAAGUAUAACGACAACGACAUGUACACGGAUUAUUAUAUGAACAGUGCGGUUAAGGACCCCGAUUACGCAAACUUCCCCAACUACGGUGACUACCUAAAUGAGAGCAGCAAAAAGCAGAACGAGUCCGACAAGAAGUGGUCCUACUUGAAGAAAAUAAAUAUUUUUAACAAAAAGGACGACGAUAUAAAUGACAGCAAUUAUGUGAACACGAGGCAUGCGUACAAUCAUCAUGCGGAUGCGAAACAUAUGCAGCAGCGUACAGGUGGUCAUAUGUUCAACUUCGAUAAUGAUGAACCCAUUUUAGGCGAUAUGAAGAAUCCGAAUUUUUAUUCCUCGCCUGAACGGUUCAGGUAUAACAGAUUACAUGAGCCAGCGGACAGCUCCAAGUUAAUGAGUGACGACCACGCGAACAUGAGCGACUAUUACUACACGCAUAAUGCCAAUAGAUACCACUCCAGCGCCAUUGGCGGUGGUAGUUACGAUCCAUAUGUCCAAAAAAAUGAUAUGUAUAAUUACCGAAAUAUGAACAUGGAUUUAAAUAGCAAUAGCGCUACGCAUAAUCCGAACGCUCAUGGUGACAUGUAUCGAGGACCUAACGACGGGAGUCACUUCGCCAGUGACAUGGAGAACAACAAGUCGGCGAGCGGCAAACCGGGGAACUUAUACAGCAAUAGGGAUGGCAACGAUAUGAAUCCUAUGUAUAGUGACAAAGAAUACAGAAAUAGGUAUAAUAACUUCAGUUCGAACGAUAGCUAUUCUGGCAAUAUGCGGAAGUAUAUGUGA
Messenger RNA from Plasmodium cynomolgi strain B, 4434 nucleotides. RefSeq lists its product as hypothetical. NCBI's taxonomy places the organism in Eukaryota, Apicomplexa, Aconoidasida, Haemosporida, Plasmodiidae. Bases 1 to 4434 code for a protein of 1477 amino acids. The record is from RefSeq and is a predicted model, not a curated record. The transcript is spliced from 2 exons.